CUAAGCAGCCACAAUGUUUAAAUUCCUACAGUAAAUCCUAUGUUUGGUUUGGACUACUUUCUCUCACUGCUUGCUUUUUACUGCCCUCUUCCCUAUAUAAACCAGCUGGAUAUUGCCUCAUUAAUUUCAUCCAACCAUUAAUCUUUUCUUCAAUCUUCAUUUCCACCUCUCUUGCACUACUCAAAAUAAUGAUGAUGAUGAUGAGAACAGACGUCGAUACUCUCUGGCUCUUCGCUCUCUUUUCAAAAUGCGAAUCCCUCACUCACCUACACACCCUCAUCUUCCCAUUUCUCAUCCUUCUUUCAUUCCUAAUCCUCAACCUCAUCUUCUGGGCUCACCCCGGCGGCCCAGCUUGGGGCACCCGCAAAUGGAGAAACCCCACUUCUCCCCCUAUUCCUGGCCCAAACGGACUCCCAAUCAUUGGAAGCAUCAACCUCAUGACCGGCUUAGCCCACCACAAAUUAGCCGCCGCAGCUCAAUCCUGCCAAGCCAAACGACUCAUGGCUUUCAGCCUUGGCCACACGCCUGCCCUCGUCACCUGCAACCCUGACGUUGCUAGAGAAAUUUUAAACAGCUCAACCUUCGCAGAUCGUCCCGCCAAAGAAUCCGCUUACCACUUGAUGUUCAACAGGUCCAUCGGUUUCGCGCCCUACGGCGUGUAUUGGACCUCGCUCCGGAAAAUUGCAGCCGCACAUCUCUUCUGCCCGAAACAAGUGAAAGCUUCGGAGCAGCAGCGACUGGAAAUAGCAAAUCAGGUUGUGGCCGUACUUGCUUCAAACAAACGCAGUGAUAUUCGAGUUAGGGAGGUGCUGAAACUCGCUUCACUUAAUAACAUGAUGUGCUCUGUAUUUGGACGGAAAUACGACGUCAGCUCCGUCAACUCGGAGACGGAGGAGUUGAAGGAUUUGGUUGAUCAGGGAUACGAUUUAUUGGGAGAACUGAACUGGUCCGAUCACCUUUCCUUCUUAGCUGAUUUCGACAUACAAAAAAUCCGGUUGAGGUGCUCCCGGAUUGUCCCACGGGUGAACCGGCUUGUUGGACAGAUAAUCGCAGACCACAAAGCGCAAACCGUCGGCGCCGAGAUGAACCGAGAUUUUGUGGAUGUUCUGUUGUCUCUUCAGGGGGCUGAUAGACUGUCGGAUUCAGACAUGAUCGCCGUUCUUUGGGAAAUGAUAUUUAGGGGGACAGACACGGUGGCAGUUUUAAUCGAGUGGAUAUUGGCAAGAUUAGUGUUGCACCCUGAUGUUCAGUCGAAGGUCCAUAACGAGCUGGACAAGGUUGUCGGGAGGUCACGUGCGGUGACGGAGGCUGAUCUGACGGAACUAGUCUACUUAAAGGCGAUGGUCAAGGAAGUGCUGAGGUUGCAUCCCCCGGGGCCUCUUCUUUCAUGGUCCCGCUUGUCAAUAAGGGAUUCCGUUGUGGAUGGGUAUGAGGUGCCCGCAGGAACCACUGCGAUGGUAAAUAUGUGGGCUAUCAUGAGGGACCCACAAAUUUGGGAGGACCCAUUAAGGUUUAACCCCAACAGAUUUAUGGGGCAGAGCCCAAAUAUGGAAUUCUCGAUUUUAGGGUCGGAUAUGAGGAUUGCACCCUUUGGAUCAGGUCGGAGGUCUUGCCCUGGUAAAACAUUGGGCAUGACCACGAUUAACUUUUGGGUGGCGACUCUUUUGCAUGAAUUUCAGUUUGUGUCUUGCAGUCAAAGUGUGGAUUUAUCUGAGGUGCUGAGGCUCUCUUGUGAGAUGGCUAAUCCACUCGUGGUCAGGGUUCGACCAAGGCACUGUCUCUUGGCUUCUAAAUGUUAGCAUAUCGUUAUUAUUAUAAUAUAUUAUAUAUUAUAAAAACCAAAAAUUCAAAAAGUUAUAAGUAAAAAGGCAAAAAGGAUCAUUUCACAAGAAUUUGAAGACCUUGCCAUCAUGUGUACGCACUGUAAAAUAUAUAUAUAUAUAUAUAUGUACCAGCCUCGUCGUCCUGUAUGUGAAUCCGUAAUUGUAACUUUUCUUGUUUGUAACAAUUUACAGGAUCUCUCAUUUUAGUUGACUGUGUAAAUAUAAUGUGAAAGCAAUGCAAGUUUCAGUUAA
Sesamum indicum (sesame) is the source of this 2075-nucleotide messenger RNA. RefSeq names its product cytochrome P450 78A3. The record is from RefSeq and is a predicted model, not a curated record. Lineage: Eukaryota; Viridiplantae; Streptophyta; Magnoliopsida; Lamiales; Pedaliaceae. Gene Ontology annotation, molecular function: monooxygenase activity; oxidoreductase activity, acting on paired donors, with incorporation or reduction of molecular oxygen; heme binding.